AUGACGACCCCAAUUUUGACCUCGCGGCAAGCCGAGGAACUGCACAAAGCCAUUAUCGCAUAUCUCUCCUCAAAUAAUCUGCCGUCAGCAGCCGAAGCGCUGCGGCAAGAGCUAGAGCUGGGCGACACCUUCGACGCCACCACGUCCAAGAAAUAUGAAGGUCUCCUCGAGAAGAAGUGGACCAGUGUGGUGCGCCUGCAAAAGAAGAUAAUGGAUCUCGAGUCAAGAAAUGCUACUUUACAGUCCGAAAUCGACAACGCAACUCCUACAUCCCUUUCCCGCCGAAACCAAGACCCCACCAGCUGGCUACCCAGGUCGCCGCCGAGGCACACAUUGCAAUCCCAUCGAGAACCCAUCACCUGCGUCGCUUUCCACCCUGUCUUCUCAUCACUAGCCUCGGGGUCUGAGGACUACACAAUCAAAAUCUGGGACUGGGAGCUAGGCGAGUUGGAAAGAACCAUCAAGGGUCACACGAAGGCAGUGCUGGAUGUCGACUUUGGAGGGCCGAGAGGCGGAACACUCCUAGCAUCGUGCUCGAGCGAUUUAACCAUCAAAUUAUGGGACCCCUCUGACGAGUACAAGAACAUCAGAACUCUACCGGGUCACGAUCACAGCGUCAGCGCCGUACGCUUCAUACCAUCCGGCGCAGCAGGCGCACCGAGCUCUAGCAACCUUCUAGUAUCUGCUUCGCGGGACAAGACACUACGCAUAUGGGAUGUGUCGACAGGCUACUGCGUCAAGACCCUCCGGGGCCACGCGGACUGGGUCAGAGAUGUGUGUCCGUCGGUGGACGGCCGAUACCUACUUUCGACUGGAAACGAUCAAACUGCCAGGUUAUGGGAUGUGUCCCUCUCGAACCCGGAGAGCAAGCUCACUCUUGUCGGACACGAGCAUGUUGUCGAAUGUUGUACUCUGGCCCCGGGGUCAGCAUAUAAACACCUGGCACCGCUUGCUGGGUUGAAAAAGCCACCACUUGCGUCUAGCAGUGCCGAAUUUAUGGCGACAGGCUCAAGAGAUAAAUCUAUACGACUCUGGGACGCACGAGGGAACUGCAUCAAGACACUCGUCGGCCACGACAACUGGGUGCGCGCUUUACUCUUCCACCCCGGCGGAAAAUAUCUACUGAGUGUUUCGGAUGACAAGACGCUGCGAUGUUGGGACUUGAGCCAGGAGGGAAAGUGCGUCAAGACACUGUCGGAUGUUCACGGGCAUUUCAUAUCCUGCCUCAGAUGGGCUCCUGGUAUCGUUCGAGAACCCGUCGCAAAUGGAAACGGCGAGUCCAAUGGCGCGUCGAAGAAUGGUAGUUCCAAAGCUGCUGCCACACCUGAGGUACAGAUACGGUGCGUUAUUGCGACCGGCAGUGUCGACUUGGCCGUUCGCAUCUUCGCCAAUUGA
Molecule: messenger RNA, 1395 nt
Organism: Pseudomassariella vexata
Lineage: Eukaryota; Fungi; Ascomycota; Sordariomycetes; Amphisphaeriales; Pseudomassariaceae
Product: WD domain-containing protein
Exons: 2
Coding region: 1-1395 (464 amino acids)
Biological process (GO): nuclear migration; establishment of mitotic spindle orientation; microtubule organizing center organization
Cellular component (GO): microtubule associated complex; nuclear envelope; cytoplasmic microtubule
Molecular function (GO): microtubule plus-end binding; dynein complex binding
Source: RefSeq, a predicted model, not a curated record